UGGUUCUCAUCAAGCCUCAAGGCUUUAGCUUCGUCACAUUCUUCCUUGCUUCCUUAUAUUCUCAUCAGAUAUGGCAACUAUGAGCCCCACUGACGUUAACAACCUUCAAACCACCGCCAACGGCCUCGUCCACCACCACGAACCCAAACCCAAGUCCCUCAAAGCUCGUCUUCAGAAAGGUGAAUGCUUGUAUGGCAUUUCCUUGCAGAGUUUCUCCUCAACAAUGGCGGAAAUAGCCGGUUGGACCGGCUACGACUUCAUCAUCAUUGACUUAGAGCACGGCUUCGGCGGCGUUUCUGAGGCCCUCCACUGCAUCCAAGCCUUGACUUCCACCAACACUCAGGUCAUCGUUCGCGUGCCUGAGGUUAACCACGUGUGGGUUAAGAAGGUUCUCGACCUCGGCCCUCACGGCCUCAUCUUCCCCUUGGUCGACGGCCCGGAGACUGCCAAGAAAGCCGUGUCCUACUGCCGCUUCCCGCCGUAUGGAGUUCGGGGUGUUGCCACGUCUAUCGUGAGGGCGUCGAGGUUCGGCAUGGACCCGGAGUACGCGAGGGAGUACUGGAAGGACUUGCUGAUACUGUGCCAGGUGGAGACGGAGGAGGCGGUGAACAAGGUGGCCGAGAUCGCGGCGGUGGAAGGAGUGGACGGCAUAAUGGUGGGGCCGUCGGACCUGUGUGCAAGCGUUGGGUGCAUGAGGGAGCCAAAAAACGAGAAGGUGAGAGAGAUGAUGAGGAAGAUAGAGACGACGGUGCUGGCGGCGGAGAAGAAGGAGGGUGGCGGGCCUUUCUUGGCGGCAAUGGCCAUGCCUUUUGAAGGUGCCACCGUUGACGAGUUCAGCAAGCGAGGCUAUCAACUGAUUCGUGGGGCCACUGAUGUUGGAUUGUUCAAGAACGUGUGUGUUGAGGAUGUGAAGAAGUUCAACCUCAAGAAGGCCAUUCAGGCCCAAAACGUUGCUCAUGCUGAUGCAAGUAUUGCUAGACAGUGAAUCGUAAUCUCAUCGUAUUAAUAUUUGCAUUUUAUAUAUAUCUUUAUUAUGUCAUAAUCAGCCGAGAUUCGGAAGCUAUAUAGUCGGCUGCAUUCUAAGAUAUAUUGUAAGAUGAGAAGCCAAAAGCCGCGAAGACGACGAGUAUUAGUAUUGGUAUUUUAGUAUUUAUGUUAAUAAAGCGUGUGGUUAAUUUCUCAGUUCGCACUAUUUUCCAGUGUCUUGGGUGGAUAGCUGUACGGACUGUGGCGACACUAAAAAUGUGUUUUAAAUUCAAAGCUAUGUACGCUUUGCUUGUAAUGACAAGAUCUGUCCACUUCUGUUUAUUAUAUUUCCUUCACCA
Molecule: messenger RNA, 1325 nt
Organism: Prosopis cineraria
Lineage: Eukaryota; Viridiplantae; Streptophyta; Magnoliopsida; Fabales; Fabaceae
Exons: 1
Coding region: 71-985 (304 amino acids)
Cellular component (GO): cytoplasm
Molecular function (GO): aldehyde-lyase activity
Source: RefSeq, a predicted model, not a curated record